CAGAGAGUCAUGAUGAAAACACAAAAUGCAUAGACUGCAGUUAUAGAGCAACAAAAUAUACAAUAGAAUCCAUCUUAAAGAAUUGUCAGACAAUAUUACAGACGGGCAGGUCAGUGACAUUAUUAAGUGUGAAGAAUAAAAAAAGAAAGAUAAAAAAUAUCUACAUUUGAAAACUUGUUUAAGUUUGUGUCCAUGGAUAAGUCUAAGAACUUUCGAAUUGAUGCUCUGUUGUCAGAGAGCACUCAGCGGAUUGUACGGGAGGAUUCACCGGGAAUGUGUAAUGACGGCACUGAUAUCGAGCCCAUGACAUGCCAACGGACAGACAACUCUCCUCCUCGAGCUUAUCAACUUCAUACAGGGGUCAUACCUAAACCAGGCUUGCUAAAUAAUCCUCACUCAGGAUUAACUUCACUUUCUCAAGGGUCUAUGCCAGGAAUGUAUUUCUCACCUAUGUACUCCAUCACAGCACUUGCUGCGCAGCAUCCCACGUUCGCGUAUUCUGGUUUCGCGCAACCCUACCCGGAGCACCUGAAAGCUGCAGCGAUGGCCGGCUCAUUCCCGUUAGAACACUGGCUCCGGGCAGGGCUCAUAAUGCCCCGCCUCGCAGACUACAGCGGGGCACCUCAGUCCGGUCUGAUCGGAAAGUGCCGGAGGCCACGCACAGCUUUCACCAGUCAGCAACUACUAGAGCUGGAAAAUCAGUUUAAACUCAACAAAUACCUAUCACGGCCCAAACGCUUUGAAGUGGCCACAUCUCUGAUGCUAACUGAGACACAGGUGAAGAUUUGGUUCCAGAACCGACGCAUGAAGUGGAAGCGCAGCCACAAAGCUAAAGAGCAAGCUGCACAGCUGGAGACGGGCAAGAGAGGAAACAAGCCAAAAGACCUUAGUCGCUGCAUUGCACAAGAUGAUGAUGAGGAUCUGGAUGCAGAGGAUGAAGAUGAUGAAGAAGAGGAAGAGUUUAGAAAAUCUAUUACCGUAGGUGUGAGUCUAGCUCACCCCUCGGACUUCCUGCAGCACAGCUCAGAGUUGAGUUACAGCUCUCAUGGCUCUUACUCGGAUGACGACCUCGAAGAGAUCGAAGGAGACAGAAAGAUCAGACUAGGGUUAUGAGGAACUGAUGGCAGCUAUAUGUUCAUUAUUAAUUGGGAAGCUAACUACAUCUAGGUUUUACAACCCUCGAACAUCCAUAACCUCAAGACUGAAGCUGUUGAUGUCAAAACUAUCCAAAUGAGUUCACCGUAACAUUCUAUAAUGAAUAUUUACAGGACAUUUACAGUCAUAAAUCCAGUUGUGGUAUGGUAACACUUUACAAUAAGGUUAAAUUCUUUAACAUUAGUUAAUACAUUAGGUAUCAUACAGUGAACAAUAUAUUUUUACAGCAUUUAUUAAUAAUUGUUAAUGUUAGUUAAUAAAAAUACAGCUGUUCAUUGUAAGUUAAUGUUAGUUCAUAGUGCAUUAACUAAUGUUAACAUAUACAACUUUUCAUUUAAAAUAUAUUAGUAUACAGUAUGUUGAAAUUAACUUUAACCAAGAUUAAUAAAUGCUGUAUAUGAAUUGUUCAUUGUUAGUUUCAUGUUCACUAAUGUUGUUAACUAAUGUUAACAAAUGGAACCUUGUUGAAAUGUGUUACCGAAGUCAUUAAUGAAAAUGGUCUUCCAGUUUAUUUGCACUUAAAAAAAAAUUCUUGACAGCUGCUUGUAAACUGUUCCAGACUAUAUAGUUUUUUCCUUAUGUGAUCAAAAUCUUUACUCUAAAUGUUAACAUUCUGGUUGACAAAAACGGUUGUAGAGCUAAGAACUAAAUGAGGAAGCCUUUGCACUGAAAGUCACAGGCUGACACAUGUGCUUUACAGCUGUUCAUAAAUGCAACUCUGUGAUUUCUUGAAGAUAUUUUGUUCAACAUAGGCAAGAGUGGAUGCCAAUGAACAGAAGAUUGUCCAAAAGGUCACUGGUGUCAGUUUUCGUCCAGUUGCGUUGACUGAGGAACACGGAGGAACGGCUAAAUCCUCAGCAAAUAUUGAACAAGGGCAAACUGUGAACAGUGCAUUACUUAGUCCAUUAGUUUAUGUCAUGUUGUUGCUGUUGGUGUCUUUAAUGUUAUUUAACUCUUAUAGAUUAUAUCUAAUUUAUUCAGCUGAAAGAGAUCAGCACUGUGUUUGAAGGAUUGUGUGACCGUCAAACAUUGCUUUGAAAAUAUGUACUUGGAGAA
This is a messenger RNA of Myxocyprinus asiaticus (Chinese sucker), 2211 nucleotides long. Its product is annotated as motor neuron and pancreas homeobox protein 1-like. Gene Ontology annotation, cellular component: nucleus. The transcript is spliced from 3 exons. NCBI's taxonomy places the organism in Eukaryota, Metazoa, Chordata, Actinopteri, Cypriniformes, Catostomidae. The coding region runs from base 193 to 1113 and encodes 306 amino acids. Gene Ontology annotation, molecular function: DNA-binding transcription factor activity, RNA polymerase II-specific; sequence-specific double-stranded DNA binding. Gene Ontology annotation, biological process: central nervous system development; regulation of DNA-templated transcription; spinal cord motor neuron cell fate specification. The record is from RefSeq and is a predicted model, not a curated record.